CUGGUGAGUCUGGGUGUUUUCCUGUUUGCCUCUUACCUUUUGCACUGAUCCUGGGGACAGGGGACAGUGACAGCCAAGGCUGCUGUCCCUGCAGGAGCCAGGAGCCAGCUUCUGCCUGCUCACACCCCAGGGGUAUUACCCCACGGUUUUUCCAGGGCUUACAUCUUCCUAAUUUUCUUUCUUCAGGAGGGGCUGGAGCCCUGCACCCAGCCGUGCUUUGCUGCCAGCUGAACAAAAAUUAAAGAAGAAAGAAGAGUGAAGAACAGAAAAAUAAGAUGUUGGUGCUGUCUAACGACACAGCCCUGAACUCACUUCUUUCCAAGCUGCUUCAAGACCACCUGGAACAUACAAAUAGCUCUGCACCUUCCCAGGUCAGAAGUGCCAGCAGUGACCUGGAAAUCAUCUACGUGCUGCUGAUGAUCGGCCUCUUUGGUUUCUUCACAGUGGGAGUCAUGCUGACCAACAUCCGUGCCAGAAAGCGGGAGGACUCCCAGGACCCCUACACCACCUACAUUGCUACAGACAUUUGGCGCAAGAAGGACAGAGAGUAUUUUCAAGCCAAGCUCAUAGAAAAUUACAAGCUGUGCUGUGUCUUUGAAAACCAGGUGGCCGUGGAGCAGCCAAGCAUGCAGAUUCCUGAGGCAAAGUCUUCCUAGCAAAAAGUGGGAGAGAGGAUUGCACUUUGCACAUGGGACAGCCUGACUGAUACCUGGUAUGAACCAGGCUAGCUGUUUGCCCAUCUGCAGAGCUACAGGCACUGGUCUUGGUGAGGCUGAAUAACUGUGAACUGAUGGGGAAGCUGAUGGGUCUGUGGUGGUCCUGGUGCUGCAAAAGCGCCCCGCCACCAGUACCUUCUUGCAGUCCCUGUAAGGCAGAGGAGGGCAGACACACAGAGAGAGUAGCUUGGACUCAUCAGCUUCACCUACCGAAAAAAUCAAAUGUUGACGUUGCCAGUGUGAACACUUGCAGUAGUCCACGUAAUUAAAACCAAAUCAGAUCAAACGCAAGACAGAGGUGUUAACUGCCAAGUAUGUUUUAGCAAUCAUUUUCAAGUAGGAUCAGUUUCUUCCAAGAAAAAAGUAGCUGAAAUAUUUCAUUUGCAUUUUUGUCCUGCAUAGAAUAAUAAUUUUAUAAAUUGUAGAACAUUGUGGAUUACCUAUUUCUUUCAGAAUCAUACACUUCCUUGAGAUAAUAUUAUAGAAAAAAAUUAUAAUUUUUUACUGAAAAACAUUUCUGUGCAAAAAUGCAGACUUCAGAGGGAAAUCUUUAAGUGACUGUCUUGAAUUUAUAGCAGGUACCUCAGACUGGUCUUGCUGGCUACUUUUGGUUUUGCUUCUCAUGGAUGGGGGUGAACCUGACAGCAAUAUCCACUCUUGUAUAAAGAUUCAGCAACCCAUGGGGUCUCUGACAUGCAAGUGUGUAACAUUUUGAGUGUUUAAAGCACAUUUAAUUAUUGCACAAGACCUAAGUGCUAGUCCUUAGUUGUAAGGUGAAUUUCCACCCUGUGAAGAGCAGUUCUGCAAAGCAUCUGAUACUUAAUCACUGACACAGAUUAUGUCUGUGCUUAACUUAAAGCCUGUGAGCAGUUCCUUCAGCUCUCAAGAGCAGUCUCCCUUGGUCUAGCUGUUUAUCUAGGGUAGAAUCCAAUGCAAUGUCCAUGCCAGCAAUGUUUUCCUGCCCGUGGCCUCUUUGCUCCUUCCUUCUGCAGACCAUGUCUGCCAAUCCACGGCGGCAUGGUGGCAGCCGAACUCAACAUCUGCGGCAGCAGCCACUGCUGACAGGUAUCAGCUGUCUUUGUUAAAAGGAAGAAAUACGGCUCCCCUGGACAUUAGUUUACUCAAAAUAGCAACCUCACCAGCUUGAAGCCUGUUUUCUUGUUUAGGAUCACAGAAGUAAUGGUCUGGGCAGGAGGGGGGUGGGGUUAUUUCUGUUCUGCAGAUAUGCAUCACAUUUUUAGCUACUGGAGAGGAAAGAAAAGUGAGAAAGGCUUGAAAGAAUGUUGUGCAGAGCAGACGCUUCAAAGGCAAUGCAAGGGCAGAUUGCUACCCAAGUAUUUGGAUGAGCAAGCAGUACCAGUCUCAGCAUAUCCCUUUUCCAUGCAUAGGUACUUCUUUAGCACUACACUUUCAUUAAAGUAGUAUUCCAGCCAUGUUUUUGUUCCCCAAAUACCUAGGACAACUAAAAAUGCAGGACAUUUUUUUAAAGAUAUUUAUAUGCUGCCUAACAUUAAGCUGAGGACAAGAUACAUGUUUUCAGUGUCUCAAACAGCUUCGAAAAUCACCCUGAGCUUAAUUAUCAAAAUCACUUUUUCCUCUAGAGGAAUGUAAACCAAAGCCAAGCUUUGGAUAAAUGUUGACUUCUCAACUUGGGCACUGUUUUUUUGGGAUCUCACCAUGCAGUCUGUUUAUUACUUGCAUUUCCCUCCCCUUAUGAGAGUGCAAAUGCUCUUGCUUGAUGGUUCUCCAGAGGCAGACCCGUGCAGCAUCGCUGACAAUAUUUAAACUUGUAUCAAAACUGGCCUUUAAUUAUGUUAAAACCACCUUUGAACAUUAAGCUUGUCAAAACGCUGUUCUCCCUCCACCUGUUUUCAGGUAUUUGGGGUCUAGGAAUUUGCUGGAUACUUUCUUUUGAUAGCUCGAGUGUAGUCAUUUGUGACAGGGGUGAUGGUCAGCAUUAGUUGACUCCCACUUUUUUUUUUAACUCUGCUAUUUUAUUUAUUUAAAAAAGAGAAAAACAACUGUGCCAUAGUCAUAACACUUUCCCAUGCCACCAGGCUACAAAUCACCCUUCAGCAGUUAUGGACUCCUGCUGUGGACUUUCACAUUACCUUUUGGUCUUGUAGUUCUCCUUUUCCCCCAUUUUUUCACUUGUUCAAAGCAAUAAAAUAUGAAUUACAAACUGUGCUUGUGGCCUUAGAUGUUGUUUUCUCCUAAGCUGUUUCAUAAGCUCACAGAAAGAGUGCUAAUACUACCUGAUGGGCAUCUACUCAGCCGUCCCCUUUCUACACCCUAUUAACCAA
Cuculus canorus (common cuckoo) is the source of this 3019-nucleotide messenger RNA. It is a transcript of the gene KCNE1, whose product is annotated as potassium voltage-gated channel subfamily E regulatory subunit 1. Lineage: Eukaryota; Metazoa; Chordata; Aves; Cuculiformes; Cuculidae. Bases 276 to 656 code for a protein of 126 amino acids. The record is from RefSeq and is a predicted model, not a curated record. The transcript is spliced from 2 exons. Gene Ontology annotation, molecular function: transmembrane transporter binding; voltage-gated potassium channel activity involved in ventricular cardiac muscle cell action potential repolarization; delayed rectifier potassium channel activity. Gene Ontology annotation, cellular component: membrane. Gene Ontology annotation, biological process: potassium ion export across plasma membrane; regulation of heart rate by cardiac conduction; ventricular cardiac muscle cell action potential.